AUGGGAUGCAAUCAAUCAACAGCUACUGCAAUAGUAUCACCAACUCCACCUGUCGAACCAGCAAAAAUCAAAGAAGAAACUGAAAAUUCUCCAAGAAAAGAUGAUACAUAUUUAAUGUAUUGUCAAUUAUUCAAAGAACUUUUAUCUGAAAUGAACGAAAAUGAUCGAUCAAAAGUUAUUUCUUAUUGUUCUGAUCUUUAUACAGAAGAAAAUAUUUCUGAUUUAAUUCCAACAAAUCCCGAAUUAAUUAAUCUUACUGAUUAUAUGAGAGAGAAAAUAAAAGAUGAAAAUCCAUUAUUUGCUAUGGGUCGUCUUAUGUUAGAAAUGGGUUCAUAUGAUCGAGCAGAAUAUUUUUAUUUAAAAGCUUUACCUAGAGAAAAACAAAAUUGGAUUCGUCAAUCUGCUCUAUUGAAUAAUUUAGGUAAAACUUAUCAAGAACAAGAAAAAUAUGAACAAGCACUUGAAUAUUAUGAAAAAGCCGUUACAGCAGCAGCCACGACCGGUUUCGACCUUGCUGAAGGGUCUCAUCAGGUGGCAUAA
Messenger RNA from Didymodactylos carnosus, 540 nucleotides. The record is from the annotation of a GenBank genome assembly. Lineage: Eukaryota; Metazoa; Rotifera; Eurotatoria; Philodinida; Philodinidae.